UACACAUGUACGGGAAAGAGAGAGCUGGGAAGUGUGUGUGUGUGUGUGUGUGUGUGUGGGUGUCACACGCAAAAACCAGACACUCAGCAGAAGAGAAACACAGACUUGAAGCUGCCGACAAAAACAUUAUAAUGAUACUUUGUUUUGUGGAUUUAAAGGCAUUUGGAUGAACAAAUCACUGGAUUGUAAAGCGCAGGACGGACCCUGGAGAUCAUGGAAUAUGAGAGUGCUGUCUCAGCACCGGCUAACCAAUCACAGUACAGCAACUCCUCCCUGGAUCCUGAUUGGCCGGCGAGAACUUCGGAGUACAGUGAUGCAGAGCUGGUGCUGCUGGGUGCUGCCAUGGCUAUUCUGGUUCUGGCCAUAGUUUUUGGUAACGUGCUGGUGAUUACAGUCAUCCUGAGGUUCCACCGGCUCCAAACAGUCACCAACUUCUUCAUUGCCUCGCUGGCCGUUGCCGACCUCAUCAUGGGUUUGGUUGUGGUCCCCUUUGGCUCCAGCUACAUCCUGCUGGGAACCUGGCAUUUUGGGAACUUCAUGUGUGAAUUCUGGACAGCAACUGACGUGCUGUGUGUAACGGCCAGCAUCGAAACCCUGUGUGUCAUCGCAGUGGACCGCUACCUCGCCAUCACCUCGCCACUACGCUACCCGACACUACUCACCAGGGGUCGGGCGUUUGCAGUGGUCCUCGGGGUUUGGGCAGUGGCCUCCCUCAUCUCCUUCCUGCCCAUCCAUCUGAAGUUAUGGGUGUCAAAAGAUAAGAAAGCUCUCCAGUGCUUGGCCAAUGAGAACUGCUGUGAUUUCAACACCAGUGCAGCGUACGCAGUGUCCUCCUCGAUCGUGUCCUUCUACCUUCCGCUGGUGGUGAUGAUUUUCCUGUACACCCGUGUCUUCCAGGAGGCUCAGAAACAGCUGGAGAAGAUCAGAGGGAGGGAGAGGCACCUUUAUAACUUGCAUUACACUGCACAGCUGACUUAUCCCGAUGAUAGUCCAGCAAUGAAUAAACGGGCAGGAGCUGAGGUGGGAGAAGAAGUAGGAGAGGACAGACUAAACAAGCAGAAAACGGGAGAUAUAGACGAUUUUAAGGUGGAAAAGUCUGGCGAGAACAGAGCAAGGACAGAAAAGGGGGAAGGGAGACAUUCUGCCGCAAAGCGUCUUAAGUUCUGUCUGAAGGAGCACAAGGCUGUGAAAACUCUGGGGAUCAUCAUGGGAACCUUCACGUUGUGUUGGCUGCCCUUCUUCAUCCUAAACAUCCUCAUGACCUUCCUCAACUUGGGUGAUAUCAAGCUGCUCUUCAGACUCCUCAACUGGCUGGGAUACUCCAACUCAGCCUUCAACCCGCUCAUCUACUGCCGCAGCCCCGACUUCAGGCACUCCUUCCAGGAGGUACUCUGUUUGAGGAGCAAAUGGGGGAGCGGUGGAGGGAGGAGGGGACAGGGAUGUUGCGGGGACAGAGAUUGUUACCCCAAACCCCCAGAUAGGACCAAUGGGAGCUCAGACCUGAAUGGUGUCAGGGGUCUGGACCAUAAGCAGAGGUCAAGGUGGAAAGGCAGUUUGGAGAGCUCCAUCCAGGACAGCUCACUGACUCUGGCUCCUCCGGCUUCUUGCCCAGAGCAGGUUUUAGAAGUAGCUCCUGGUUCCCUGACAAACUGGCAGGCUAACCGUUCUUCUAAUGGGAGCUGUAAGGAAAGUCUGGCUUCUAUUGCUUGAACAAGUAGGGUGUUGGUCUUUCCACUGUGUGUGCAAAGUCAUGCUGUAAGCAUCAAUUUGAUAGAGCUCAAAACGUUUGCUUUGGGUUGAUAACUUAUAUUUCGAAUCACUGUUCCUCUUCACUGCUGUAGAUUUCAGUAUUUGUAAGCCUUUGGAAAGGUCUGACUUAAACCUUUAAGUGGUUUUCCAAGGCAUCAUCGCACAACUUAUUGAGGUACAAUAAUUAUUAACACAAUGCAAAAGGAUACAAAAAGUACAGCCUCAAAACAAUGAUAACCACACUAGCAAAGUGAAGCUAUAACAUUACGCUUCCUCACAUUGGUACAAUGGGGCUAUUAAUGAAAGAUGUCUCUAUUUUUUGUUCACCUCCAGUUUAUACCAACAAAAAGGUGAUCUUUUGAUUGACUGCUUAAUUCAAUUCAAUUCAGCUUACUACUGAAUUACAGGAAAUAUUUCCCAAAUCAAAUUCCUUUAUUAAAGGCAGUCAAAGAUGAAAUUCUUUGCCGUUGGUUAAAAGUGUAGAGAAUCAGCCACUGGCAGAAAGGUUGCUGGUUCAAAUUCCACUUGCACACUGUCAGCUCUUCAAAACUACAGUGGAAGCGUUGUUACGCAAAUAUAUUGCAGCAUCAACUGCUUACCACCAAUGGUAAAAGAUUCAGACCGUAUUGAACAACAUGAUCUGUGGGUAACAUAGUUUUAUUGCUCAAAAAUAGUUUUACAACUGUGAGGAUUUAAACAGAUUGUGUUUCAAUCAUUAUGAAUUCAUACCAGCCCCUGACUGAUCAUUUUCUACACAAACCCACCACAUUUGCAGUGUUAAUAACCUUAAGGAAUUGGCACAACCAGCCAUUCUCUGAAGCAGAGAUUCGAAAAAAAAAAUUUUAUAGCUAAAAAGUCUUAUUUGAAACAGAUGAUCUCAUUUGAGGCUCACUUAUAAAAACCUCCUCAGAAUUUUGUUUUUCAUUCCUGCCUGAUAAACAUCACAGCUGGUCCAAGAUCAUUUACUGGUGUAUAGUUGUGUUUCAGACAAACAUCUGAGACUUGUGACUAUCAUAACUUUCUCUCUUUGUGUUCACUUUCUUUCAACACAUAUUCGCUGAAACUAUUUUAUUUCUCCUUAGCUCUCCAAACAUUAGCAUCUACCCACUCCUUGCUUUUAUCCUAUCGUCUUUAGCGCAAUUUUUAUCCGUCAGACAGAGCUGGGGAGAUCAUUUUCGUGCAGUGGGAUGUGUUUUUAAAACAUUGCCAAAAAAGAUAACACAUAUUCUUAAUGCUUACUGUUCAUAGUACUCAGAAACGGAAAGUGUGUUUGGAUUAGUUUUUAAUAUCUUUAUUUUCCAAAUUCAAAGUGAUGAUGAUAAAGUAGCCAGCAUACAGUUUAUCUAUAAACACAACCUGGAAUCAGAUUACAUUAUAUUCACAUUGUGAAAAUAAUCUUCCCAACCCUGCUUCUAUAUGUAUAUAUAGUUAUUCAAUGUGUGUCUGGGGGUGUGUAAAAUGACACCUGAACAAGUUAUUGAGGGUCAAUAAUUGUCAUGUGUGUGAAGUAAAUAUGAUCUGCAUGUGUGUGUCUGUUUGUAUGUUUUUAGUACUGGUGAUGUGAGCUUCAAAUAUACCAUUGAAUAUUUGUAAUUAACUGAAAUGUGUAUGAGACUUGAUUAACUAACUGUUGAAAAAUGUAUAUUUUUUAAAUAUCAUAUCUAGUUUAUGUAUCUAGUUUACAAAAAAGAACAAAAGAGUUGUUUUAAUGUUGUAUCAUGUCUGUUAAUACAUGUGGAGUUCAAGCAGCACUGAAACACGAGUCUACACUCAAAAAUGAUUUUUGUCAUUGUACAUUUUAUUUAACUGUAGAUUUUUCUUGAAUUACUGAGAGAAACUAAAAGUUGUCAUGUGUUUAGUUUUUUUCCCAGAGGAGUGAAGUUCUGUUUUCUACCUCCAUCAGACUCACAUGAAUGUUAUCUCAUUUCUGCAAAUAUUUAUUCAAAAGCUGUUCGAUAUCGUGUGAGUUGAGAAUGAAGUUUUGAUAUUGUGUUGUUUGAAUCUGUUGCUCAGCUAUGUGUGUGAUCUCAAGAGACAUGCCUCCAAAAAGAUAUAUAGAGAGAGAUAGGGUUAACAUGAGCUUGAUACUAUUCACAGCUUGCUUUUUAACAAACAGCCUGGGGAAUCAGGGUUAUUUGGGUCAAACAAGCAGUUGCCUUUGUGAUUUGAAGUCAGUGAAAUGACAUUCUCAUUUUCUUCUGUUACAAAAUAUCAGGAAACACAUCUUGUUAGACUGGAUGCUAAUCUAAUCCUUCCUUUAAACAGUGCCAACUACUGCAUUGCACAUUUUUUAUUUAAGCAUUGGCACUAACUGACAAUAAACAAUGGACAUUGUGAUUUGUCAAGUGGAUGGUAGGGCAAACUAAAAACACAGUCUGACCACGAGCAUGCUGUUGACCGAGAAGAGCAUUUAUCCAAAAAUCAUCUCAUUAAAUCUUAUUUUCAUAAGGCAUAUGAUAAAUUACAGUACCUCUGGCAGUUUGGGGGGAAAAAAAUCAUUGAAAGGCUCUUUGUCAAUAAAAUAAAUAUGACCAGGAAAUGUGAUUCUCGGCGUGCUGCAACUUUAACCUUUUUAAUCGAGCCCAUGGGACAGAGGCUUUUUGUGCUUAUUCAGUCAUCCAAACAAUUAAUGAAGACUCGGCCUGUCUGCUUGCAUUCAAGUUAACACGUGUGUGUGUUUGUGUGUGUGUGCGCCCGUGCGUGUGUAUGAGUGUGAGGCAUGACGUACAGUGACAGGUGCAGGCGGUCACAGCAGCUACAGUGUCAGCUGCUGCAGAGGAAAUACAAUCAGCUAUACUGCUUCAAUUCACACACAGGCAGCUUUACAACUCGAUGGGAAAGCUCACUGUGAAGCCUAUGUGUGUGUCUGUGAAGGCCGCCUGUGGCCUGUUUUCAUGGAACAAGUUUCUAAUUUAAGUAUGUAAAGGUUGACGUACCUAAUAUGCAUGUCUCUUUGUUGUGUGUCCUCAGCUGUAUCUAUUAGUGUCAUGUCUUUUUUGUGUUUGUUUUAGUAUUAAAACCUAUA
Messenger RNA from Anoplopoma fimbria (sablefish), 4774 nucleotides. RefSeq names its product beta-2 adrenergic receptor-like. The record is from RefSeq and is a predicted model, not a curated record. The transcript has 4 exons. Gene Ontology annotation, molecular function: beta2-adrenergic receptor activity; norepinephrine binding. Lineage: Eukaryota; Metazoa; Chordata; Actinopteri; Perciformes; Anoplopomatidae. Gene Ontology annotation, cellular component: membrane. Bases 214 to 1710 code for a protein of 498 amino acids. Gene Ontology annotation, biological process: adenylate cyclase-activating adrenergic receptor signaling pathway; negative regulation of smooth muscle contraction; norepinephrine-epinephrine-mediated vasodilation involved in regulation of systemic arterial blood pressure.